GCAAUCACUGAUGCUGGGCUGGCGGCAUUGCAGCGCGCCGCCGAGACUUGCUGGCCAUCAUUUAUAAUUGCGACGUGGUGAGAACGCAUUAUUGGAGCCCUGUUGGGAGUUGCACAUAUGAUUGGCCGCCGGCGAGCGCCGUGCUGGGUGCUGGCCAUAGCACUCGUGUUGCAGCACGCUGAAACGCUGUCGACGACGACACUUACGGCGCCGAAGCCGGCCUCAACAGCGGUCCAACAGCUCGGCGAAUUCAACGUCGCACAACUCCAAGAGUACGAGGGCUUGAGGGGCCGCUUCGACCGCGACAAAAUCCUCGGCUUCCUGGCCAAGCGGCCGUGGACGGUAGCGGGCUGUGUGGAAAUCAAAUGUCGCGGCGCAUCUCGUCCCACGGCCCAAUCAUGACCUCCACGCCAUCGACGCGAUACUCGCACACGACACACUGGUUGAUUCCCACACAGGUAGCGGGCCGGUUAGCGUACGUGUCAAGAGUCUUCCUGGACACGAAAAAUGCCUGGGAAAGCCAAGAGUCGUUACCGGAAGACCAGAGGACGCGAGGCGCCAUGCUUAACGCCGCCAUGGCCGGCCUCGGACCCGUCUCGGUCAAAGUCGGCCAGACGCUUUCGCAGCGACCGGAUCUCGUCGGAGAGGAGGCCUGCGAAGCCCUCAAGAGCUUACAAACCAAAAAUAGACCAUUCUCGAACGCUGCAGCAUUGCAGUCCGUAGCUGUAGAGUUCAAGCUCAACAGCACCGCGAACGUGGCCCCGAACAUCGGCGGACUACCCGCAAAAGAGUGCCUCUUCGCCUCAUUUUCCGAAGAGCCGGCGGCCGCCGCGAGCCUCGGCCAAGUGUAUAAGGCGAGGACCCAUGACAACAGAGAAGUCGCAGUCAAGGUCCAGCGGCCCGACGCGCUGCGGACCGUAGCUAUUGAUUAUACGUGUUUCGCAGUAGUAUGGAAAUUAAUAGAAAGGUGGUGGUCGUUCCAGAGGAAGCUGAAGGGCGAGGGCCCUUUUGAUAAUGGGGACAUCGGGGACGUCGUGGACACGGUCGCCGACGGGCUCUUUGACGAGUUGGACUACGACCUGGAAGCCUUGAACGCCGAUCGAUUCCGAGAAUCGCUGGACUUUCUGGGCUUUGUCGACGUCCCUACGUUCCUACCUGAACUCAGUACGAACCGCGUCCUGACGACGGAGUGGAUCCGAGGCGCGCAUCUUGAGGCGUUGAGUGUGAAGGACGGCGCCCUCAUGACCCAACUCGCAGUAGAAGCGUGCACGGCGUCUUUAGUGUUGACAGGUUACGUGCAUGCGGACCCUCACGAAGGAAACCUCAUGCUGCGAGAAGACGGCAAGGUCGUCUUCCUGGAUUUUGGACUCAUGUCCGGCGUCGACGGCUACAUCAUGGAGUCCUUCGCGCAGGGGAUCCGCGCGUGUUUGGCCGAGGACUACGAGUCGCUGGCAAGAGCGUUUCAAGAUGUUGGGUUUCUGACGACGCCGUUGCAGUUCCGGGAGAACCCGAAGCAAGCGUACGAAUUAUAUGAUACUCCAGGAGGAUUGGAUCAAUUCGCGAAUGAAUUGCGGGAGGCGAUGGCUACUACGGAAGGAGGUACUUCCCGGUUCGGGGCUCUAGCUGAGGUAUUGAACGGUAAGCUGUCGAAGAGGUGGAAGAUGUUCACGCCGCCCUACUGCCUCCUCCUCAUCCGCACGUUCCUCACGCUGGAAGGCAUCGCCGCGCAAGUCGACCCCGAUUUUAAUAUUUAUGAGAUGGCGCUGCCCUUUGCUCUUCGAAGGUCGCUAGCUCCUUCGUCCAAAGAGGGCGUCGAGACCCUUCGUAAGUCGUUACUUACAGAUGAUGAUCGAAUUAAGUGGGACGCGCUGCUGGCUCUCAUUGGAGACGAGCCAUCUGAGGAAGUGAUCGAUGAUGGGAAGCCCAAGGCCGAGGCGGACAUGUCGGCGGCCUUGACGGCCGUUGUUGGAAGUUCUUCUGGCGCGGCGUUGCGGAAGGCGAUUCGCGACGUCGACGCGGCGGAUUUGGCGGCGCGACUUGUGAGUCGUUCAGGUAGAGAUGUUAGGCGACGAGCAGCGUUGUCCGUGGCCGGCGCCAUGGAGAAGGCUUUACUUCCUAGAAGACGGAAAGUGUCUCAUGUCGAAGAGGAAUCCGUGGUUUCACUAAAUGCGCAGUCGGCCAAGGGCUUGAGAAGGGCCUCGUCACCCGCCAGUCGUCGCUUGCGCCACCGGCAGAAGCGGUGGCAGCGGCGCGUCGUCGCGCAUCUCAUCAGGUCGCACGUCGCGCGGCAGAUUAGAUCAGGACGGCGGGGGUUGUUCGCCCUCGCGAAGCUGUCCUAUUUGGGAGUGCGGAUCAUGGUUGGUGGGAUGUUACAAUUCCUCUGGGUGGCGCUGCUGCGCGGCAUGGAGCGGAUCAUGCCGGGAUUCCCUCGGCGACCGGCCGCGGCCUAAGUUUAGUGUGUUCGAAUCUAC
This is a messenger RNA of Pelagomonas calceolata, 2471 nucleotides long. Lineage: Eukaryota; Pelagophyceae; Pelagomonadales; Pelagomonadaceae. The record is from the annotation of a GenBank genome assembly.